AUGAAUGCUCAACCAGAUCUCUGGCAAAUUUUCCAGUCCGUUGAUAAGGACCGUUCUGGCCAAAUCAGUGGAGAAGAACUCCAAAAAGCGCUGUCUAAUGGGACCUACCUUCCAUUCAACGCUGAAACGUGCAGAUUAAUGAUCGGUAAGCCUUAUGGACGAAGAUAACUUCCUUCCAGGCAUGUUCGACAAGGACGGGGAUGGAGCUAUAAACUUUAACGAGUUCACUGCACUAUGGAAUUAUAUCAACGACUGGACCCGGUGCUUUCGAAGUUUCGACCGAGACAAUUCGGGAAACAUCGAUAAAGGAGAACUCAUCGCAGCAUUGACACAAUUUGGUAUGUAUUCACAGCUUUGUUUUUACUUUAUUCAGGAUACCGUUUAUCUGAUCAAUUCUAUGAUCUACUGCUAAAGAAAUUCGACCGUACCCAUAGUAAUCGAAUCAUCUUUGAUGACUUUAUUCAAUUAUGUGUUGUUCUACAGACCCUGACCGCUUCAUUCCGUGAUAAAGACGCGGACCGGGAUGGAUUUAUCACUGUACAUUACGAAGAAUUCCUACAGAUGGUUUUUUCACUUAAAUUGUAAAUGUAUUCCAUAUUAUCAGUAUAAACACUGUGUUCACUUAAUUAAAAAUACUGUUUUCAGAUCCUUGAUGUCUCGAAAAUAA
This is a messenger RNA of Bursaphelenchus xylophilus (pine wood nematode), 667 nucleotides long. NCBI's taxonomy places the organism in Eukaryota, Metazoa, Nematoda, Chromadorea, Rhabditida, Aphelenchoididae. The record is from the annotation of a GenBank genome assembly.